Colossoma macropomum (tambaqui) is the source of this 779-nucleotide messenger RNA. Its product is annotated as tetraspanin-16-like. The record is from RefSeq and is a predicted model, not a curated record. NCBI's taxonomy places the organism in Eukaryota, Metazoa, Chordata, Actinopteri, Characiformes, Serrasalmidae. The transcript has 7 exons. The coding region runs from base 30 to 779 and encodes 249 amino acids. Gene Ontology annotation, cellular component: membrane.
CAUCAGUCUGCUGACCACAGCCACAAAGCAUGGUGCGUCUGAAUUUCGGGUACUUGUUUCUGAGGUACCUGAUGAUACUCCUCAGUGGUGUAAUACUGAUCAGCGGAUUAGUCCUGUUCUGCCUGGGGAUCUGGAUCAAAUAUGGUGCUGCAUCCUUCAUCGAGGUGAUGGGCUCGUUUUCCAGUCAGCUGCUGACCAGCAGCUACAUCUGCAUGGGAGUAGGUGGAGCUCUGUGUCUGCUCGGCUUGAUCGGCUGUAGCGGAGCAUGGACCCAAAACCGCUGGCUCAUCUUACUAUACUUCUUCAUUGUGUCCAUGAUGUUCAUUGGGCAGAUUGUGGGCACCACUGUGGUCAUACUUUACAAAGAUGUGGUGACCUCUAUGAUUCGAGAGGCCAGUAAGGAGUCACUGAUGACGGCGUAUAUGGGGCCUGCAGCCACUGACCCCAUCUCUAGAGCCUGGAACAGCAUCAUGAUCGAAUAUAAGUGUUGUGGAUUUGAGAGCUCCAUCAACGACUUCAAGAGCUCCAUAUUCGGCACCAACACUGGGCUCCUGUACCCAAAGACCUGCUGCGUGGAUAUGAAGUCACCAGAAUGUGAUGGAUUAGACACUACACCCAGCCUGGUCCAUCAGCAGAGCUGCAUGGUGAAGCUGAUUGAGGUCAUUAAGGAUAAGAGCGUGAUCAUCAGCGCCAUCGCAGCCACUGUGUGCAUCAUGCAGUUGGCCUCCAUGAUCAUUUCCGUGGUGCUGUUUGUGAGACUUGGAGUUGUUCUUUGCUGA